This is a messenger RNA of Etheostoma spectabile (orangethroat darter), 1718 nucleotides long. Its product is annotated as keratin, type II cytoskeletal 8-like. The record is from RefSeq and is a predicted model, not a curated record. Gene Ontology annotation, cellular component: keratin filament. NCBI's taxonomy places the organism in Eukaryota, Metazoa, Chordata, Actinopteri, Perciformes, Percidae.
ACUUGUCCUCUCUUGAUUGGACGCAUGCACUUUUGGGGAGGUGAUGCGUGGUCCUUGUCCACCUUAAAAGCUGGUGAUCUGCAGGGGUGCAGGUACCUUCGUUGCUCAUCUGUUCAGUCCUUGGGUUUCCCCCUUGCUGUUCCAAACUGCACCAUGUCUAAACCGAGAGACUACAGCAGCCAGUCGUACUCCCCGGGCAGCACGGCACCGCUCAAAAGCCACCCGGGCCAGAACGGGAUGGACCCGUCGGGUAAAUCCAGGGAGAGGGACGACAUGGUUGGACUCAAUGACAAGUUUGUCAGGUUGAUUGACAAGAUGAAACACCUGGAGGAUGAGAACAAAAAGCUCGACACAAAGCUGAAGAUCCUCAGGGAGCAUGAGGACUACGAGGGGAAAAUCGCCGACAUCGUCAAGCAGCUGGAGAACGAGAUGGAGCAGCAGAUCGAGACCUUGCUCCACGACCGAGAAAAACUGCACGCUGCACUGCUCAAGAACCAGGAGGAGGUGGAGGACACCAAGAAGAGGUAUGAGGAGGAAUUUCAGAAAAAAUCUGAACUGGAGAAUGAGUUUAUUGUCAAGAAAAAGGAGGUAGAUGUAGGUCACUUGGAGGCAGUAGAUCUGGUUCUGGACCUGGAGGACCUGAUUGGAAAACUGGACUUCCUCAGGGCUGGCUAUGAUGAGGAGAUCAAGGAGCUGGAGUCGCACGUCCAGAAUGUGACGGUGGUCUUACGGGACAACAGCAAACGGUCUCUGGACAUGGACGAAAUCAUCGAGGGGGUCAAGAAUCAGUAUGCCCACAUGGCUGCCCGCACCAGGAACGAAGCCGAGCAGUGGAACCAGAAAAAGAUGGAUGACAUGGUCUUAAAUGCAGGACAGCGUGAUCAGGAAGUGCGUGAAUUAAGGAGGGAGAUCUCAGACCUGGUGCGCCACAUCCAGAGGCUCAACGGGGAACUGGAAGCUCUCACAAGGAAGGAAGAGUCCCUGAGGAAGGACAUCAGUGACAUAAGGACAGAAGGCGAAGACAACCUGCUGAAGGCUCGGGACGACGUUUCCCAGCUGGAGGAGGCCUUGAGGCGGGCCAAGCAGGACUUGGCUGGACAGGUCCGUGAACACCAAGAGCUGAUGAACCUCAAGUUGGCGCUGGACAUCGAGAUCGCCACCUACCGCAAGCUGCUGGAGGGCGAGGAGCAGAGAAUGAACUACCAUAUGCGCCCCGCAGAUUUCUAAAAACCAAUCAACCAAUCCAAGUCCUUACUUGCACGCAGACGUUGACCUGCCAGAGAAACACCACCUGCCAGAGAAGCACCACUUGCCCGAGAAGCACCACCCACCAGUGAAGCCACAAGCCCCAGCACCCCCCGCUGUCCCGGCAGAUACAGCUGUCCCAGCAGUGUACCCCGCCUUCAAGAAACGGCUGCUGAUCCGGGUGGAGGUGGAGGCGGGCAGAGUCGUGUCCGAACGCUCCCUGUAUACUGAAGAUUGACCGGCACUGUCCAUUAUCACACCUCUGCCUCCAGCAUUAAAGUAUGUCCGCAAAAUGUGAAUUACAUUUUUUUGAAUUAAGUUAACUUUCAAGGAUCAUCAUGAAAAUGUCUUUAACUGCAAUAGUCAUGUUCGUAAUGAAUUUUGUUUGUGUGCUUUCUGCAGUCUAACAGUAGCUUCUUGGCAAGUAGAACGUCUUUCCUAUGACUCGUGCUUGAAAUUGGGGACUUUUUGUU